AUGGACUCCCCCCGCAUCAUCGGGGGCUACGUUAUGGCCCCCCACUCCUCCAAGUACUUGGUGUCUCUGAAGAGGAAGAGCGGCUUCCAUUUCUGCGGGGGGGCGCUGGUCAGCCGCCGCUGGGUCUUGACCGCUGCCCACUGCAAGAGCGGAGGGAACCAGAUGCUGAUUGUGGCCGGGGAAUAUUCAUUGUCCACUGUGGAGGGUACCGAGCAGGUCUUCCGUCCGGCCCGCCUGGUGGUCCAUCCGGAAUACAGCGCCUCUUCGAAGAACGCAGACAUCAUGCUGAUCAAGCUGAGCCGGCCGGUGGCCUACAGCCCCUUCGUCUCCAUCGUGCCGGUCCCUCGGCAAGGGGCAAAGGUUCGGGCCGGCCGCUUCUGCCAGGUCUCCGGCUGGGGCUACACCACGCCUGUCGGGGGCAGGGCAUCGGACACCCUGCGCAGCGUCCGGCUGCCCCUCGUCUCCCCCUGCAAGUGCAACAGCUCCGCUUCGUACGCCGGCUACAUCACCAAGAACAUGAUCUGUGCCGGAUUUGGGCAGGGAGGGAAAGACGCCUGCCAGGGUGACUCCGGGGGUCCCCUGGUGUGUGACGGGCGUGUGUUCGGCAUCGUUUCCUGGGGCCACAGUUGCGCCAGCCCUGGCUACCCUGGGGUCUACACAGCCGUGGCCAACUUCCAGAAGUGGAUCUACAAGACCAUUCUCCAGAAAUAA
Messenger RNA from Thamnophis sirtalis, 711 nucleotides. RefSeq names its product trypsin-3-like. Gene Ontology annotation, molecular function: serine-type endopeptidase activity. Lineage: Eukaryota; Metazoa; Chordata; Lepidosauria; Squamata; Natricidae. The record is from RefSeq and is a predicted model, not a curated record. Gene Ontology annotation, biological process: proteolysis.